Molecule: messenger RNA, 3129 nt
Organism: Python bivittatus (Burmese python)
Lineage: Eukaryota; Metazoa; Chordata; Lepidosauria; Squamata; Pythonidae
Source: RefSeq, a predicted model, not a curated record
AUGUUUCUCUUUCUCACCCUUUUGCUUGUGGUUUUUAAAAUGAGUAUGAUCGGUCUGUCAGUUCAGGAGCUGAGCAUCUGUCCCAGAGGAUACCAAAUGGGGAAGGAAAAUUCCUCUUGCCUUGAUAUAGAUGAAUGUCUGGAAGGUGGAAUUCACAUUUGUAGCCAAAAUUGCUACAAUGUUCCAGGAUCCUUUAUCUGCUCUUGUAUGCCAGGCUAUUCCUUGGGUGAUGACAAGUGGUCUUGUCAUGGAAUCGAUCCUAUACCAUUCCUAGUUUUCAGCCAAGGAACUGCCAUCUAUAGAAUAGAUAUAGAAGGAACCAAUCACCAAAGACUUGUAGCUGAUGUUGGUUUAUCAGCAUUAAUUGAUUUCCAUUAUGAAGAAGAACAUCUUUAUUGGGUGGACAAGGAAAAACAUCUUCUCCAACGUAUACAUUUGGAUGGCUCAGAUCAAGAGACCAUUUGCUCCAUAAAAAAGGACGUUACUGGAUUUGCAAUAGAUUGGAUAAAUCGAGGCAUUUAUUUGGCUCACUCCCAAAUAAUUGAGGCAAUCAGCUUGGAUGGAAACCAUUCCCGAAUCCUUAUAAGGGACAAUCACAAUCCUACAAGUAUUGCAGUUGAUCCAAGUCAAAGGUUUUUAUUUUGGUCUACUGAAGGGACUUUUGAUAGCAUCUAUCGAGCAGAUCUGGAUGGGAAAAAGAGAUGGAGAGUUCUAAGGAGCACAGAAAAAAUCAAAACCAUUUCCCUGGACUUUAUCAAUGUGAAGCUGUUCUGGAUACAGCAUGAUGCCAUUAAUGAAAUUUCAUAUUUUGGAACCUGUGACUACAAUGGUCAUUUUAUCCAUCUAUACAGACAAAUGGGACGAAAUCAAGCUUAUGACAUAUUUCUCUUUGGUGACGAUAUGUACUAUUCUGACUCAAGGACUGGAACUAUUCGGAGAGCCAGUAAAUACACUGGAAAGGAUAUUGUUGUAAUUAACCUGCAACAACAAUUUCCUCAACCUACUGAGAUAGUGGUAGUACAUCCAUUAAAACAGAUUGGCAAAAGGAUGGAUUCUAAAGGACUUGAUGUCAAUGAAUGUGCAUUAUGGAAUCAUGGCUGUACUUUGGGCUGUGUGAAUGUUCCUGGAUCCUAUUAUUGCACAUGCCCAGAAGGUUUUAUUCUCUUGUCUGAUAAGAAAACAUGCUAUGAACUAAUUUCCUGUACAAGCAGUUAUAUUCACUGUAGCUAUGAUUGUGGACAAACACCUGAAGGGCCUAUUUGCUUUUGUCCUGAAGGAUCAGUUCUCCAAGUAGAUGGAAGAACAUGUACAGGUUGUACAUCUCCUGAUAAUGGUGGAUGUAGCCAGAUCUGUACAUCUCUGAGUCCAGCAACUUGGGAAUGUGGUUGUUUUCCUGGCUAUUAUCUCCAGGAGGACAAAAGACAUUGUGCUGCUUUAAGACCCAAGCCUUUUCUGUUGUUUGCAAACAGUCAAGAUAUCCGUAGCAUUGCUUUUGAUGGGACAGAAUACUCAAGUAUCCUUGCCUGGCAGAUGGGAGUAGUCUUAGCUCUGGACUAUGACCCGGUGGAAAAUAAGAUAUAUUUUGCCCAUACAGACCUGAAGUGGAUAGAGAGAUCUGAUCUGGAUGGCACCAAUCGUGAAAAAGUUGUUUGUGACGCAAGUGAGAGACCAGAAGGGUUAGCGCUGGAUUGGAUUAAUCGUAAAUUGUUCUGGACUGACCCGGGGAAAUCUAGCAUUGAAAGUAGUAAUCUAAAUGGAAUGCAGAGAAAAAUAAUCAUCCAGGAGAAGGAGUCUUAUCCUCAAGGAAUUGCUGUUCAUCCAUUUACCAAGGAACUGUUUUGGACAGACCUAGGGAUCAAGCCACAUAUUGAAAAGUCUACUUUGCAAGGCUCAGAGCGUGUCGUUAUAGCAAAUUCAGGCUUACUUUGGCCCAGUGGAAUAACUAUUGAUUACUCUGAUGACAAGUUGUACUGGUGUGAUGCAAAAAUGUCUGUUAUUGAAACUGCAAAUCUGGAUGGUUCUAGUCGGCGAAUACUUACACAGAAUGAUGUAGGCCACCCAUAUGGCAUAACAGUUUUUGAGGACCACAUUUGGUUAUCUGACUGGACUAGGCCUUCAUUACUGAGAAUAGACAAAAAAAAUGGCCUCAAGAAGGUACGCCUUGGAGGAAACAUGCUGAGGCCCUCUUCACUGCUUGUGGUUCAUCCUUUAGCCAAACCAGGCCGUAUCUCUACAUCCAAGGAAGAUGUGUCAGGAAAGAAAAUGUUUGCACUGGAAAUAUCCUUCCAGCGUCUUCUGAGUAACAGCGAAUAUGACAAUAGCAGCAAGGAUAACUGGGAGAAGCAACAGACACUGACUGCUGAAAUUGUGGUGUCUAACCAGGACGACUGUACAUCAUUGGGUUGUGAUCUCAAUUCCCAAUGCAUUGCACAUCAGAAUGGUGCUAUGUGUGAGUGCCAGAGAGGAUUCAUUAUGGAAGGUCAACUGUGCUAUGAUGUCGAUGAAUGCAUUCUUAACAAAGAACGGUGCAAUCAGAGCUGGUCAAGGUGUAUCAACACUGAAGGAAGCUACUUCUGUGAGUGCCUUUUGGGUUAUACUGAAGAUGGGCUUCAUUGUUCUGAAUCUGUCAUCACUCCUUCUAUUGCAACCCAGGAUGAAUCUACAUUAUCUGAACAAGAAGGUCCUAUGGAUUGCCCGUCAUCAUACUGUUUCCAUGAGGGAGUUUGCGUUUAUUUUUCAGAUCUGCAGACUUUUGCGUGCAACUGUGUGAAAGGCUACCUGGGAGAGCGCUGUCAGUUUAGUGAAUUGGAGUGGUGGGAACAGCAACGUGUGAUGCGCAUAAAGAAACAAAACAUUGUGACUGCUGCUUUCCUGGCCGUGCUGUUCUUGGUCCUCCUCCUGGGAGUGGGUGCCUUCUACUUUUACAGAAUAGAUCUUGGAAAAAUGGAUAGGGGAAAAAGGAAAAGUGAAAGAAAUAUGAGCGAUAAUAGAAUAAUUGCAGGAAUGGAAAGCAUGAAUAAAUACCUUUAUGAAAAUAUAUUGGAGAAAUUAAACUUGCAACAUUAUGAAUGGAAAGUGAGAAAAGAGGAUGUAAAAGCUGCUUGGAGCAUAGUGAAAGAAGUUUUGUAG